Messenger RNA from Bursaphelenchus okinawaensis, 1105 nucleotides. Lineage: Eukaryota; Metazoa; Nematoda; Chromadorea; Rhabditida; Aphelenchoididae. The record is from the annotation of a GenBank genome assembly.
AUGUCCACUCCAAAAGCAGCGGUCACUGGUUGGCCUUCGACUAAAAUUGAUAACGGAAAUGGCUCAAAUGGGACUUCUACUACUUAUCUAUCGAGCAAAAAUGGUGAAAAGGCCAUUUGCAAGAACGUUCGACUGUAAGUAUGAUAUUUCUUUGCUUUUUUGUGAUUUAGGCUUCAUUUGACUUGAUUAUUGAAUUUAUAAAACUUGUUUUUUAAAUUUAAAAUAACAAUCCUUUAUAAUUUAGAUACCCAUUGACAAACUACACAUUUGGAACAAAGGAACCACAGUCAGAACGAGACAAUUCUGUUCAGGCGAGGUUUCAAAGGAUGCGAGAGGAGUAUGAUAAGAUUGGGAUGCGGAGAUCGGUCGAUGCUGUCUUGUUAGUACACGAACACAACUUACCACAUGUUUUGUUGUUGCAAAUUGGCAGUACCUUCUUUAAACUGUAAGUUUUAAGUUAGUUUUUGCUGUUUAGAAAUAUUUUGAUCAAAAUUAUAUUACACUUGGUAUUUCAGACCUGGAGGAGAGUUGAGAGUCGAUGAAGAUGAAGUAGAAGGCAUGAAACGGAUUCUGACAGAGACUUUAGGUAAAGACGAAACUUCUGCGUCGCAAUGGGUCAUUGAGGAUGUCGUUGCGACUUGGUGGAGACCAAACUUUGAUCCACCUAGGGUAAGAUAUGAUGGCUUUGGAAUUUUGAGUGUAUUUAGUUUAAAAAUUGUUCUUUCUGGGUUCGAAAGAAAGUAAUGACCCUGUCUUUAGUAUCCGUACAUUCCUGCUCAUGUUACAAAGCCGAAAGAAAUUACAAAAUUGUUUUUGGUUCAACUACCCGAGAAAGGUAAGUACUACAACAUGAAAUUUGAUUGCUUAGCAUUCUUUUUACUCUUCUUUUUGUUAUAACUAAUACUACUCACUUUUACGUAUUUUACAACUUUUAAGAGUCAUUUUGUUCUACAUUUCAGCCUUGUUUGCCGUUCCCAAGAACUUUAAACUUGUCGCAGCACCACUUUUCGAACUUUUUGACAAUUCCACUGGUUACGGAUCGUUGAUCUCAUCACUCCCGGUUAAUCUAAGCAGAUUCAGCUUUGACUACUCGAAACCUCUUUGA